UGACAAUGGAGCCCCCCCUGAGGAAAGCCAGCUCCAGGCAGGAGCAGGACUUCGGGGUGCAGCCCAGGAGGGCAGCCGACCUGGCCCUGGGGCCCCUGCUCAGGGGCAGCAGCGGUGGCAAGAGCAGGAGAGCACCCCCUUUCAGCUGCGGGGACAAGCUCCGGCCCCCUCGGCAGCAGGAGAACCUGAGUUCCUGGAUCCCCGCGCACAUCAGCCGGAAGCAGUGUGUGUACUUCCUGGAGAGCCCCAAGCUGUCAGAUGCAGGGAAGGUGGUGUGCGCCUGUGGCCACACACGCCAGCAGCACGGGGACGAGGCCCGCGGGUCGCAGCCCUUCCCGGACAAGGAGUGGGACCCCAGGAGGCACGUUCAGGAGCGGCCCACGGAUGCCUUUGGGGACAUCGUGUUCAGGGGCCUGGGCCAGAAGGUGGGGAAGUACGUCCGCGUCUCCCAGGACACCCCACCCAGCGUCAUCUACCACCUCAUGACCGAGCACUGGGGCCUGGAGGUCCCCAACCUGCUCAUCUCCGUGACGGGGGGUGCCAAGGAUUUCAACAUGAAGCCCCGGCUGAAGAGCGUCUUCCGGAGGGGCCUGGUCAAGGUGGCCCAGACCACAGGUGCCUGGAUCAUCACCGGUGGCUCCCACACGGGCGUGAUGAAGCAGGUCGGUGAGGCUGUGCGGGACUCCAGCCUGGGCGGCCGUGGCAGCGAGGCAGGCGUGGUGACCAUUGGCGUGGCCACGUGGGGUACCAUCCACAACCGGGAGCAUCUGGUGCACCCCACGGGCGGCUUCCCCGCUGAGUACGUGGUGGAUGAGGAGGGCCAGGGCCAGCUGACGUGCCUGGACAGCAACCACUCACACUUCAUCCUCGUGGACGACGGCACACACGGCCGCUACGGUGUGGAGAUCCCGCUGCGGGCCCGGCUUGAAAAGUUCAUCUCGGAGCAGACCAAGGAGCAGGGCGGUGUGGCCAUCAAGAUCCCCAUCGUGUGCGUGGUCCUGGAGGGCGGGCCGGGCACUCUGCACACCAUCUACAGCGCCAUCACCAACGGCACCCCCUGCGUGGUGCUGGAGGGCUCAGGCCGCGUGGCCGACGUCAUCGCCCAGGUGGCCGGCCUGCCGGUGCCCGACAUCCGCGUGGGGCUGGUGCAGCAGAAGCUCUCGGUCCUCUUCCACGACACCUUCGACAGCUUCUCCGAGCUCAGGAUCGUCGAGUGGACCAAGAAGAUCCAGGACAUCGUGAGGCAGCGGCAGCUGUUGACCGUCUUCCGUCUGGGCAAGGACGGCCAGCAGGACGUGGACGUGGCCAUCCUGAAGGCCCUGCUCAAAGCCUCUCGGAGCCGUGACCAUUUUGGUCAUGAGACUUGGGGACACCAGCUCAAGCUGGCCGUGGCCUGGAGCCGCGUGGACAUCGCCCGCAGCGAGAUCUUCACGGACGAGAGCCACUGGAAGCCUUCAGAUCUGCACCCCAUGAUGACGGCCGCCCUCGUGUCCAACAAGCCUGAGUUCGUGAGGCUCUUCCUGGAGAACGGGGUGCAGCUGAAGGAGCUGGUGACCUGGGACGCGCUGCCCUGGCUCUACGGGAACCUGGAGCCCGGCGUAUUCCAGGCCAAGCUGCAGAAGGUGCUGGCAGAGGAGGCGGAUGCCCAGGACGUGCCCGACGCGCCCUUUGCCCCACGCCUGCGGAUGCACCACGUGGCUCAGGUGCUGCGGGAGCUGCUGGGGGACUUCACGCAGCCCCUGUACCCACGGCCCAGGCACAGCGACCGCCAGCGCCUGCUGCUCCCCGUGCCGCAUAUCCGGCUGAGCGUGCAAGGUCCCAGCCUCCGCUCCUUCUACAAGCGUUCCUCAGGGCCCAAUGCCUUCACUGUGGAUCCGGUCCGUGACCUGCUUAUUUGGGCUGUCGUCCAGAACCGCCGGGAGCUGGCUGAGAUCAUCUGGGCUCAGAGCCAGGACUGCAUUGCGGCGGCGCUGGCCUGCAGCAAGAUCCUCAAGGAACUGUCCAAGGAGGAGGGCGACACGGACAGCAUGGAGGGCAUGUUGGCGCUGGCCGACGAGUACGAGCAGAGAGCCAUCGGGGUCUUCACCGAGUGCUACCGCAAGGACGAGGAGCGGGCUCAGAAGCUGCUGACGCGCGUGUCUGAGGCCUGGGGGAGGACGACGUGCCUGCAGCUGGCCCUGGAGGCCAAAGCCAUGAAGUUCGUGUCUCACGGGGGCAUCCAGGCCUUCCUGACCAAGGUGUGGUGGGGCCAGCUGAGCGUGGACAACGGGCUGUGGAGGGUCGUCCUGGGCAUGCUGGCCUUCCCGCUGCUCUGCACCGGCCUGGUCUCCUUCAGGGACCGGCGGCUGCGGGGGCUGCGGCGCGUGCCGGCCUUCUUCACGGCGCCCGUGGUGGUGUUCCACCUGAACAUCCUGUCCUACUUCGCCUUCCUGUUCCUCUUCGCCUUCGUGCUGGUGGUGGACUUCCAGCCCGCGCCGUCGUGGAGCGAGCGGCUCAUCUACGUCUGGCUCUUCUCGCUGGUGUGCGAGGAGCUGCGCCAGCUCUUCUACGACCCCGACGGCUGCGGGCUGGCCAAGAUGGCCCGGCUCUACUUCAGCGACUUCUGGAACAAGCUGGACCUGGCGGCCAUCCUGCUCUUCGUCGCGGGGCUAGCCUGCAGGCUCACCCCGGGCCUGCUGUACCCCGGCCGGAUCAUCCUGGCCCUGGACUUCAUCAUGUUCUGCCUGCGGCUCAUGCACAUCUUCACCGUCAGCAAGACUCUGGGCCCCAAGAUCAUCAUCGUGAAGCGCAUGAUGAAGGACGUCUUCUUCUUCCUCUUCCUGCUGGCGGUGUGGGUGGUGUCCUUCGGCGUGGCCAAGCAGGCCAUCCUCAUCCACAACGAGCAGCGCGUGGACUGGAUCUUCCGGGGCGUCGUCUACCAGUCCUACCUCACCCUCUUCGGCCAGAUCCCCGCCUACAUCGACGGUGUGAACUUCGACCCCGACCACUGCAGCCCCAACGGCACCGACCCCUACAAGCCCAAGUGCCCCGAGAGCGACUCCACGCAGCAGGCUCCCGCGUUCCCCGAGUGGCUCACGGUGACCCUGCUCUGCCUCUACCUGCUCUUCACCAACAUCCUGCUGCUCAACCUGCUCAUCGCCAUGUUCAACUACACGUUCCAGCAGGUGCAGGAGCACACGGACCAGAUCUGGAAGUUCCAGCGGCACGACCUGAUCGAGGAAUACCACGGCCGCCCACCCGCCCCGCCGCCCCUCAUCCUCCUCAGCCACCUGCAGCUCUUCAUCAAGAGGGUGGUCCUCAAGAUCCCUGGCCGGCGGCACCGGCAGCUGAAGAACAGGCUGGAGAAAAACGAGGAGGCGGCACUGCUGUCGUGGGAGACGUGGCUGAAGGAGAGUCACCUGCAGGGCCAGCAGCUGCUACGUGCCCAGAGCACCGAGCAAAAGAUCCAGGACGUCAGCGACAAGGUGGACGCCAUGGUGCACCAGCUGGAGAUGGACCGUCUGAAGCGCUCGGUCUCCUCGGAGCAGAGACUGGCCCUCCUGGAGGAACAGGUGGCCGAGACAGCCAGAGCACUGCACUGCAUUGCGAAGACCCUGAACAGGGCUGGCCUGGGUGGGGAGGAGGAUGCCCCAUUGCUGGACCCCCCAAGUACCCCCGAAGGCCAGGACUCAGCGCUGGACAGCAGGCAAAAGGCAGAGGAUGCUGGUGCUGGCCCCCACCACAUGAAUGCCCGGCACCUACUGUACCCCAACUCCUCAGUCACUCGCUUCCCAGUGCCCGACGAGAAAGUGCCCUGGGAGGCCGAGUUUCUCAUCUAUGAUCCGCCCUUUCACUCUGCCCAGAGGGGGGACAAGGGCCUAGAGGAUCCUGUGGGAAGUACCCCAGAGCUGCGUGCAGGGAUAAGCUACAACACGGUGGAUGGGGCUGUGGACCGACGGAGCUUCCACGGGGCCUAUGAGGUGCAGGACGGGCUCCCACUGAACCCCAUGGGCCGAACAGGGCUGCAGGGCCGCGGGACCCUGCGCUUCUUCGGACCCAACCACACGCUGCAGCCUGUCAUCACGCGGUGGCGGCGGAACCAGGACGGAGGCAUCUGCAGACGCAGCAUUAAGAAGAUGCUGGAGGUGCUGGUGCUGAGACGCCCUGGGCUGGAGCUCUGGGCCCUGCCGGGGGGCUCCCGGGAUCCAGGCGUGAUGCUGCCGCGAAAGCUGAAGCAGGUGGUCGGCGCUGAGUGCUGGGCUGCCCUCGAGGCCCUGCUGGCCCAGGGCACGGAGCUGUACAAGGGCUACGUGGAUGAUCCCCGGAACACGGACAAUGCGUGGAUUGAGACGGUGGCCGUGAGCGUUCACUUCCCUGACCAGAACGACCCCUUGCUGCGGACGCUCGGCUUGCCCCGGAGCAGCGCCGUGGAGUGGCAGGUGCUGGACCGACGCCUCCCGCUCUACGCCGACCACAAGACACUGCUGCAGAAGGCUGCCUCGCUCUUCGGUGCCUAUUACUGAGCGGCCGACCCAGGACAGCCAGGGACAGCAACAGCGUGGAUCCCCGACGCCUCUUGGGCCUGAGACAGGGCUGCAGUGGGGAACCACACCCACUGCUUCCAGGCACUUUUGGGACCCAUCACCCACCCAGCCUUAGUUCGGGCCCCUGCCUGGCUGUUGGGCACCGUGGGACACCCCCACUGGCCAUCGCCUGCAGGGCUGGACUCCAUGAGGCAGGAAGUCCCAGGGAUGGGGUGAGGAGCCUGUGUGUCUGGGCCUGGGCUGCAGCAGAGGCGACUGUCUGCACCCUAGGCGGAUAGCCCGAGGCCCAGGUGAAUGCCCCAGUGUCCCUAAUAAAGAUUCAGAGGACCACA
Molecule: messenger RNA, 4855 nt
Organism: Suncus etruscus (white-toothed pygmy shrew)
Lineage: Eukaryota; Metazoa; Chordata; Mammalia; Eulipotyphla; Soricidae
Gene: TRPM2
Product: transient receptor potential cation channel subfamily M member 2
Exons: 32
Coding region: 6-4502 (1498 amino acids)
Biological process (GO): calcium ion transmembrane transport
Cellular component (GO): membrane
Molecular function (GO): ligand-gated calcium channel activity
Source: RefSeq, a predicted model, not a curated record